Octodon degus (degu) is the source of this 5673-nucleotide messenger RNA. RefSeq names its product myocardin (gene Myocd). The record is from RefSeq and is a predicted model, not a curated record. The transcript has 14 exons. NCBI's taxonomy places the organism in Eukaryota, Metazoa, Chordata, Mammalia, Rodentia, Octodontidae. Gene Ontology annotation, biological process: cardiac muscle cell differentiation; smooth muscle cell differentiation. The coding region runs from base 292 to 3243 and encodes 983 amino acids.
GGCAGCCUAUGACAUCAGCCAGGAACGCCUGGGAUGCCGCGGCUUCUGGCAGGCCUCAGGGGAGGAGGGUCUUGCCGGCUAAGAGUUAAUUAGCCCCGCAGAGCGAGGGGGGAGGCGCCAGUUUUCUGGGGACACUGGCUGCCACUGUAUGUUCUCCUACCCAGGGGAGCUCACAGAGAGUUGGAUGAAUUCUGGGUUGUUAACUGCGGUCAGCUGGGCUCCCGGGAGCCUGUUCCUGGUGGAAAACAGGGGGCAUCUGGCAAAGGGACCAGCGGCUUGCUGAGACGCACCAUGACACUUCUGGGGUCUGAGCAUUCCUUGCUGAUUAGAAGCAAGUUCAGAUCAGUUUUACAGUUACGACUUCAACGGAGAAGGACCCAGGAACAACUGGCUAACCAAGGCUUACUACCACCACUGAAAACUCCAGCUGCAUUCCAUGAGCACAGAAAACAUCUGGAUAGUACCAAGACUGAAGAUUCCCUUAGGCGAAAGAGCAGGAACAGGUCUGGCCGUGCUGACUUGGUUAAUAUGCACAUACUCCAAGCCUCCACCACGGAGAGGUCCAUUCCAAGUGCUCAGAUGAAGCUGAAAAGAGCCCGCCUUGCCGAUGACCUCAAUGAAAAGAUUGCUCUCCGACCAGGGCCUCUGGAACUGGUGGAAAAGAACAUCCUUCCUGUGGAUUCUGCUGUGAAAGAAGCCAUAAAAGGCAACCAGGUGAGUUUCUCCAAGUCCACGGAUGCCUUUGCCUUUGAAGAGGACAGCAGCAGCGAUGGGCUCUCCCCAGAUCAGGCACGAAACGAAGACCCCCACAGCUCAGUGGGGUCCCCGCCAGAUGCUAAAGCCACCGAAGCCUCUGCAGCAGGCUCUCUGGGGACAGUCCAGGAUCUUUCUUCUGGCUCAGAAAAUGACAAGAAUGACUCAGCCUCCCAGCCCAGCCACCAGUCAGAUGCAGGGAAGCAGGGCCUCGGCCCCCUCAACGCCUCUCUCCCUGUGCAUGCUGCUGUGAAGUCCAAGUCCAUGGGUGACAGUAAGAACCGCCACAAGAAACCCAAGGACCCCAAGCCAAAAGUAAAGAAGCUCAAGUAUCACCAGUACAUCCCUCCAGACCAGAAGGCGGAGAAGUCCCCGCCGCCCAUGGACUCAGCCUAUGCCCGGCUGCUCCAGCAGCAGCAGCUCUUCCUGCAGCUCCAGAUCCUCAGCCAGCAGCAGCAGCACCGGUUCAGCUACCCAGGGCUGCACCAAGCCCAGCUCAAAGAACCAAAUGAACAGAUGGCCAGAAAUCUGAACUCUUCCUCAACACCACUGAGCAACAGCCCUCUGUCCCCUGUCAAGAGCAGUUUUCCUGGACAAACUGGUGUCUCUUCUCUCAAGCCAGGCCCACUUCCACCCAACCUGGAUGACCUCAAGGUCUCUGAAUUAAGACAACAGCUUCGAAUACGGGGCUUGCCCGUGUCGGGCACCAAAACAGCACUCAUGGACCGGCUUCGACCCUUCCAGGACUGUUCUGGCAACCCUGUGGCCAACUUUGGGGACAUCACUACCGUCACUUUUCCUGUUACUCCCAACACUCUGCCCAGUUACCAGUCUCCCCCUUCCACCAGUGCCUUGUCCAACGGCUUGUACCACUUCGGCAGCACCAGCUCCAGCCCGCCCAUCUCGCCUGCCUCGUCUGAUCUGUCAGCGGCCGGGUCUUUGCCUGACACCUUCAACGAGGCGUCCCCGUCCUUCGGCCUGCACCCGUCCCCGGUGCACGCUUGCACCGAGGAGAGUCACGUGAGCAGCCUGAAUGGGGGCUCUGGUCCUCCUGAGCUCGAUGGGCUGGACUCUGAGAAGGAUAAGAUGCUGGUGGAGAAGCAGAAGGUGAUCAAUGAACUCACCUGGAAACUGCAGCAAGAGCAGCGGCAGGUGGAAGAGCUGAGGAUGCAACUGCAGAGGCAGAAGAGCAGUCACUGUGCCGAGACAAAGCCGCUGCCCUUCUUGGCCGCCCCCAUUAAGCAGGAAGACGCCAUCUCCAGCUGCCCUUUCACCUCCUCUCAGAUUCACACCAAAGGACAAAGCCACAGCGCUGAGAGUCAACCGCAGGCCUGUGAUGCUGCUCACCUCCUGCCCCUGGGCAACACGCACUGUGUGGAGUCCUCAGGUCAAACCAAUGUCAUUUCUUCCACUUUUCUCAGCCCCCAGUGCUCCCCCCAGCACUCGCCACUCGGAGCUGUGAAGAGCCCACAACACAUCAGUUUGCCGCCCUCGCCCAACAGCCAUUACUUCCUGCCCUCAUCCUCCGGGGCUCAGGGAGAGGGACACAAGGUGUCCUCACCCAGCAGCCAGGUGUGUGCCACACAGAAUUCAGGAGGAUGCGACAGCCAUCCUUCCAACUUCUCUUCCCAGUCUGCUGGCCUCCACACCCCUUUCUCUGGAGCCCAGACAGACAGCAGUCAAGGUGCUGGGGGCAACCCUUACCCCAAAAGCCCAGGCGUACAGCCAAAGAUAACUGGUUUACAUUCUUCUGGUAAAGUGGGGCCAAAAUUUUCAAUUCCAUCUCCAACGUUUUCUAAAUCAAAUUCAACAGUUUCAGAGGUAACACAGCCUCCAUCCUAUGAAGAUGCAGUGAAACAGCAAAUGACCCGGAGCCAGCAAAUGGAUGAACUCCUGGAUGUCCUCAUUGAAAGUGGAGAAAUGCCAGCUGAUGCCAGAGGAGAUCAUGCAUGUCUUCAGAAAGUCCCAAAGAUACCUGGGACUCCCCGUAGCCCUACCAUCAUCCUGCCCAAGCCUCCAGCUUCUUUUGAACCCGCAUCUUCCGGAGGCCAGCUCUCCUUUGAUCACUAUGUCACUGACAGCGAUGAGCACCUAGAAGUCUUAUUAAAUUCCCACAGUCCCUUAGGAAAGGUGAGUGAUGUCACCCUUCUCAAAAUUGGGAGUGAGGAGCCACCUUUUGAUGGGAUCAUGGAUGGCUUUUCUGGGAAGGCAGCUGAAGACAUCUUCAACACACAUGAGAUCCUGCCGGGUCCCCUUUCCCCAAUGCAGACACAGUUCUCACCCUCUUCAGUGGACAGCAGUGGGCUGCAGUUAAGCUUCACUGAGUCUCCUUGGGAAACCAUGGAGUGGCUGGACCUCACCCCACCAAGCUCCACACCAAGCUUCAGCUCCCUCACCACCAGUGGCCCCAGCAUCUUCAACAUUGACUUCCUGGAUGUCACUGAUCUCAAUUUGAAUUCCCCCAUGGACCUUCACUUACAGCAGUGGUAGAAUGCCUGACACCCGAGUGCCAAGGAAAACUAAUGGGAGUUCCGUGGGGGAGAAAACACGGCCAUGUACAUUUACAUUAUCAAAGAAGAAGAUUGAAAAGAAGCAAUGGGGAAGUCUGUGCCAACCAACAAAAGCAAAUAGGAAUAUAUAUAUAUAUAUAUAUAUAUAUAUAUAUAUAUAUAUAGUAUUUACCAACAUUCAAUAACUGUUAAUCAUUUCAGCAAUGCAUUCAAAACUAUGCUUUCUCAGAUUAAGGAUGCCAAAGAAAGUACUUUCUCUGCCUUUUUAAAUACCAACAUUUUUUUCUAGCCCAUACUUUUUCUCAGGCAUUAGUGGGGCAUAAAUUCACACUGUAAGCUCCUGGCAUGACUUUAUUAGACAUGCUGUGGUACAAAAACACUAAAAGUCUUUGGCGAAUACAGGGAAGAUGGUUCUUCAGAGGUUGCAGAGGACAGCCCCAGUGGAGCUCGCUUCCCCUAUCUCCAUCAGUGGUCUUUCAAAGCAGCAGCCAGGUCCGGCUUCAGUUAGGGACCCCUUAAGGCAGAACAGAGGGGCAGAACCAAUGCAUUCCCACAACAGUAAAUUCCAUAUGACGUCCCUCACUGCCCCACCGAGUGGUUCCAGCCCAGGACUUGGUGGUCACUCCCAACAACUAACUUGCAUUGAAUUUAGAAAACUCCACCUAGAACUUUUUUCUUUUCCAACCAGUAGCCCAGACAUUCCCAUCAUCUCCAUUCUGAUAAUAAUUGUGCAAGAGGUGAGAACCUUGAACAGGAAACUUUCCUGCCACAGAAGGAGAUAUCUUGCAUUUUCCAUCACAAUCCCUUUUAAUUCCAAAGACUAGAGAUAAACAGACCAGGAUGUCUCUAGGCAGAAGAAGCUAAAUCAGGGAUAAUUUAGACAAGAGUAGAGAACAACACAGUUUUGCAUAUUCUAGGAAUAAAUGCCAUGUAUUUUUAUUACAGGACUGUUAUGUAUAGAGGUCCAACUUCCUUUGUUUUUUAAUUGUGGAAAGAGAGUGUCCACCUCAACAGAUCAUUCUUCUUCUCUAUUUGUCUUUCAAAAUAGCAAUCCUUUCUUACUCUUCUUUUGACAAUUUUUUUUGUCCCAGUAUUGAGGGGGAGGACUUCUCAGUUCUAACAAACUGCCAUGCUUCUGAUAAAGCCAUGUUUUUUAGAAAGUUGAAAGCCCAUGCUCUCCUGCAGAACUCAUUCCUCACAUCCACAGUUCACUGCAAAAUGAAGUCAUAAGAAAUUCCUUAGGAAGAAACCGGUGACUUGGUUCCUGGGUCAUGAAGCUUGUUCUCUCAUUUGAUUUAUAAGCAAUCUUUGAUUUUUGUUUCUCUGGGGAAAUUGGAAAUAAUUAUAUUGCAGGUUUGUGGUGUUGGAAAUCAUUAUAAAUACAGAUGAUAUUUACUGGAGAGAGUGUAUCUUAGGUCUGGGUAUUAAGAAAGCACAGCUGUACAUUGAAAAAUGAUACAAAAAACAUGACCAUGGUCUAAUGAGCAUUCCUCAUUACCUCUUGUGCCUUGGCAGGGAGUUGUGAAAAAAUUCUAAUUGUAGGACAGUCUCUUUAAGGCUCACUGUGGCUCCAGUUCACCAUUUUAUAAUGUUGCAUGUGUAGAAUGUAGCUAUUGCUGUUUUUGUUUUUAAUUUAACUCACUGAGGCACUGUUUUCUUCUUUAGUAAAAAAAAAAAAAAGUUGUUCACUGUGCACUUAUACAGAAAAUAAUCAAAAAAUGUUGUGAUGUUAGAAGUUCUCUUUCUGAACCAAAAAUUUAGAAAUCAUUCCAUUGUUAUUGUUAGCUUGUAAAAUGUGUGAACAUAGAGUAAUUUUGGUAACUGCUACUCUGAAAGCUGCCAGAUCUUAUUCAGGGGAUGGAUGCAUUGAUCAAUAGACAUGUGCAUGUUGUAAGUGUGUGUACAUGUAAACACAUACAUAUGUAUGCUGACAUAUUCAUGUGUGUGUGCAUGUGUCCUGAAAAUCAGUGUUACAGAGUUCUGUACCAAAACCCUUUAACCCUCAAACUGCUGUGAAUGAUACCUGACCUUUCUCACUAUGAGUUUCUGAUUAGCCAACCAGACUACACCUUGCCUCUCUGUGUAUGACUAAGGGCUGCACAGCCCAGUGACUCACAGCCACUUGUUUGCAAUGAACAGGCUCCUCUUGGCAAUGAUAUGGAUGUGAAACAGCAGAAGGGUUUCACCAUUAGUUUCUGUCAACAGUAACAUAGUCUCUUGCAGAAGAAUUUUAAGAGGAAUAUGAAAAUUGCUUUACAUUCCUUGAUCUGCACUAUGCUAGAAAUGAUCUGCCUGGUAAAUUUUUAUUUUGUGUCUAUGUGAGUCAUCAGAAUCAAAAAGUUAGAGGAAAAAAAUUACCACAAAGAUGAAACAAUGGGGAAGAGACUUUUUUCUUUUUCUUCUUCUUCUU